Molecule: messenger RNA, 4902 nt
Organism: Lemur catta (Ring-tailed lemur)
Lineage: Eukaryota; Metazoa; Chordata; Mammalia; Primates; Lemuridae
Gene: ARPP19
Product: cAMP regulated phosphoprotein 19
Exons: 3
Coding region: 192-530 (112 amino acids)
Cellular component (GO): cytoplasm
Molecular function (GO): protein phosphatase inhibitor activity
Source: RefSeq, a predicted model, not a curated record
GCGCGGCGGCGGCGGCCGGGCGUCUCGGGUCUCCGUGUCGUCACAGGCGGCGGCCAUUUUCGCGGGCGGAGGCGGCCCCGGCGGGCGCUAGGAGAGUGGGGGCGGGCGGCGGGCCUGAGGCGGUGGCCCGGCGGCCUCGGCCACCCGGUAAUCGCGUCUCUUCCCGGCGUCUCGUCUGCAGAGGGAGCGCUAUGUCUGCGGAAGUCCCCGAGGCGGCCUCCGCGGAGGAGCAGAAGGAAAUGGAAGAUAAAGUGACCAGUCCAGAGAAAGCUGAAGAAGCAAAAUUAAAAGCAAGAUAUCCUCAUCUGGGACAAAAGCCUGGAGGUUCAGAUUUCUUAAGGAAACGAUUGCAGAAAGGGCAAAAAUAUUUUGAUUCUGGGGAUUACAACAUGGCUAAAGCAAAAAUGAAGAACAAGCAACUUCCUGCUGCAGCCCCGGAUAAGACGGAGGUCACUGGUGACCACAUUCCCACUCCACAGGACCUUCCUCAACGGAAACCAUCCCUUGUUACUAGCAAGCUGGCUGGCUGAUUAAAAGAGCUGAACUGCAUGAAUCUUCUAAUUCCCAUUAUUUCUCCUUAAUAUGUUACUUAUCCUCUUUUUAUUUACUUUCACUAAAUGAUUUGAGACUGACAGCUUUGCAGGUAGCAGUAGUGUGUGCUGCUAUUAUAAGGGAAUAUACAAGUGUAGAGUUUUUGAUUAGUUGGACAGUGCACUGAUGAAAAGGACAUGUUAGAGCUACAUAAGUAAUCUACUUGAAAAUAAUUGUAUAUAUUACCUAACUCCUAGUAUAGGGCUGGUUCCAACAAGUAACAAGCAAGUUUUAAAGUUUUAAUGUUUGGCUUUCAUUACUUCAGCUUAAUUAUAGCUUUGUAUGUUACUCUUAUUUAAUAUAACUUCUAUUGUAUUGAUUUUUUCUGUAUUUUCCUUUUGGAUUUUGUAAAACAGAUGUUUAAGACCACAAGUUGGAAGAAAGUCACAUAUUUCAAACACAAAUAGAUGGAGCUCUGAAAGAUUUGUAUCUCUGUUCUUGAACUUGAAUGGCCUUAAACCUGUUUCAGCUUUAACAGUAGAAUUUUACUUGGGCAAUAUUUGCCUUCUUGGUGUAACUUAUGUGACUCUAGUGCUUAACAGCUCCUGGUGAAGCUAGUAUUCUUAUUCAGUUGUGUAGUUUUAGAAUACCUUUUGUUGUUGAAGAUGUGAAUGAAGCGUGCAUGUGCAUCGACUGUUGAAUUCACUUUUGUGCCAUUUUUGUAAAUACAAUAGUUUUGCACAACCUCUCACAAAUGUCUGUAUUAAUUUCACAUAUUAACAAGUAAAUGUAUACUAUCACAUGGGCCAUUAAAAAAAAAAGUAAAUGUGCCAACCAGAAGCACAAGAGUUUCUAUACAAAACUCUGUAUGUUCUUACAGCUUUUAUAUAGUAAGAGUAGUUUACAUUUCAGGCUUACAGAAUACCAAACUGAAAUCUUUGUUCUGUCUGCCAUAGACUUAAGCUUUUCAUUUGUUACUAGUAUCCAUGACAUUCAGUGGCCUUGUGCAAAUAUGAUAUGUUGCUUAGGCAUAUCUUUUGUCCUAUGCAGAACUUUCAUUUUGACUUUUAUGAAAGCAAUUCAUAUAAUUUAUAUAAACUUUUUUAAUGUAGAAACUUUUUACUUCCACACUCAAUUUUGGAGACACUAGAGUAAAAGUCUUCAGUAGUCUGCCUUCUGUGCACCAACACCCAUCCCCCACCCCCACUUUUUUUGGGUGCUUUUUUGAUUCAAAUGAUAUUGGGCUGUUUGGUUAUAUGGAAGCAUAGGAUAGGUGUCUAUGUCCUUACUCUUGAAAUUUGCUCUGCUGAAUGCUGUAUUUUAUAACACUAUAAUGGUGUUUUCCUUCUAAUUUCUCAGUUAAUUAACCACUCUUAAUCCUUUAGUAUUACUAAUAUUUGGCAAUUGUUUAAAUAAAAGAAAUUUUAUAAUGAAACAAAUAGUUGAGAAGACUGGCCCAGGAACCUAUGUCAAGAUGAGCUGAAUUUUGGUAAAUAAUUUUAAGUAGUUAUGAUGAGCUAAGUGAAUUAGUUUUGUGACAAUUAGAGUAAUCUACAUGACAGGUCAAACUCAUAUUUAGAUAUUUGCUUCUGUAGAUGUUACUUGAAUAAAAUACCAAUUUAAUUUUACUUGUAGUUUAUCUAGUUAGUAAGAACUUUAGCAGAUUUUAUUGGGACAAGCUUACUGCUCUUUUAGGAGCUCUUCCUGUAAGUUGUUGUAAUGCUGUGGCAUGAUAAUCAGGAUCAGUAGCUUGAGCUGAUACUAUUUUUCUCUUCAUCUUUGACUUGCACAGAGCCUCCCCUCUUGGGUCCAGGCAUCUUUUCUGGAUCUUGGUUCCAUUUGUAUGCUUGCUUUCCUAUGAUCCCAAAUCACAGUAGAUGGUGCCUUGAACAUAGCAUCUGCACUUAAAGGCUGCCUAGUGCUCUGAGGAAAGCUUGCUAGUUAUUUUCCUGCUCUACCCACCCCAAAAGGCAGAAAAGCAGCAAAAUCAGUAGUGUGUUCAUUUGUAAUUUUAAGAUCAGUUAUAUAUAAAUGGAUUUGUAAUGAGAGCAAGUAGGUUAUUCCACAAUAUGUAUACUCAUUAUAGGAUCAAUUUAAGAAUUUUAAAAUAUCCCAAAGUAGAAAUUCUAUUAGAUCUCGUCUUUUGUGUUUUCUUGAAUAUUUGCAAACUAUCACCAUUAAAUUCACACAUCAAAGAAGAUUAAUCUGAAAGAUCAGAGAGACCAUGUUAUUCCUGACCAUGAUAGGACGACUCCUGUGGUUUGGGACAAGUGACAUAACAUCUGCUUGAUUUUAGUUUGUAAAAUACACUGCUAAUAUUUGACCUACCUCAAAACUUAUUGAGGAUCUGUGAAAUGUUGAGUAAGUGCCCAAAAUAAAAUAUUGUUGAUUGUCUUUUUAUUAAAAGUAAAUUUCCUCAUUAAACCAACCUGCCUUCUGUAAAGUCACAGUGCUUAAGUCUCAGGAUUUUUCAUUAGGAAAGACCUGUCAUUAGGAUUUGUAGGUUUAAUUGCUUGGCCUCCAUUAUUGGUGCUUCAGAUAGAGAGGUUUUAGAUUUUUCUGUUUUUUGUCCUGCCUCAAAGCUCAGUUUAUUUGAAGACAUUUUUAAAGGCUGUCUGAUCCUGACUUGAAUGGAGAUUUUGACUAGCUGAGUUUAAUUGUCCAUUUCUGUGAUUUCAAAGGUGUGGUUUGAGAAAUGGCUAAUUUUAAUCAUUGUCCUAUUUAUCACAAAUUAAUGUUGGAGUUAAGUUGGAGAUAAAUACUUCAUGAAAACUGGCUAAAGUUUGAAAGAAGUUACCUGUUUCAUGUCCAAUAGCUCCUAUUUUUCAUAGUACAGUUUUGAGAAAUAUUUCAUUCUUGAAGGCAUCUCACUAAAACAAUUAUAGUUGUUGGCAAGUUGGAAUAGUAAAGAUUGUUGGAUUGUUUUGAUAAAUUGGAAGGAGCAUGUUUAUAGUCUUCAAGUUCAAUAAUCUUGUGCUGUUGACCCAAAAAUAUGUCUUAACUAUUCAUCAAAUCAAGCCUGGUAAAGGCUCUAGUUGUCACUACGUCAACAGUUGGAAUUAGUUGCUCUUUUUACUUGAUGAAACAAAACUAUACCUCUGAAUAUUUAUGGAUGCUUUUUACUAAAUCAGACUUGUAUUCUUUCUCAGUCCAAAUUAGUUUAGUGAAGUUUUAUCAAAACUGAGAUGUAAUACAGUAGUCCCCCUUUAUCUGAGGAAGACACGUUCCAAGACCUCUGAUGCCGAAAACCUCGGAUAGUACUGGACCCUUCAUAUAGUAUGUUUUUUCUAUCUGACAGCCAAGAUGGCUACUAAGUUACUAAUGGGCAGGUACCAUAGCCUGGAUACACCAAAGUGAUGAUUCAUGUCUCGGAGGGCACAAGAUUGCAUCAUGCUACUCAGAACAGGAUGCAAUUUAAAACUUAUGAAUUGUUUAUUUCCAGAAUUUUCUAUUGAAUAUUUUCAGACCGAGGUUGCUAUACAUAACAAACCAUGGGAAGUGAAACCACGAAUAAGGGAGGACUAUUCUAUCUACUGAAACUGUGCUCUAAGAUUGGUAUUUGGUGAUCAUGAGAUAACCUACGGGAAGAGCACAUCUGAGUGGUAACCAAAGCAGUUUCUCCAGUGGCCUUUUCUCAUUCCCCAAGAAACAUAUUCCACUUUUCAUUUUCCUUCCUUCACCUCGCUUUGCCUCACUCCCCCCAUCCCUAUUUAUUCCUUAAGCCCACUGAUGGCACUUAUUAAAUGGUGUUUAGGGCUGACGAAUGAUUGAUUCUUAAUAUCUUUUCCAACAUGCCACGAUUUAGGACGCAUUUUUGAUUUUCGAAAACACUGUCUUAAUCUGGAUGAUGACUAAUUUGAGCCACUGUUCCAAUUCUAACUCAGCAUGCACUGCCAGUCUUCCCCCAUCUCUUUUCUCUUACUGAUUCCCCACCACAACUUGCAAGAUUGGGAUCAAAGAAGUCUUACACUGUUAUUGUUAAUCUAAGGAUAAAAACACUGAUUUUAUACUGCUUUACUAGUUUCAGCCUUUUAAGUAGGUAGGCCUAUAGGGUUUAUUCUGCAAAUCCCCGAUGGUCAUGAUAGCCAUAAAUGUAUGUUUGUAUUAUUUAUCAACUAAAUAGCUGUUGGAAGAAAACAUCUCUUAUUUCUUUAAUAUUAUGCCCUUAAGUCUGUUACUGCAUCUCCAGGAUUUGUGAUGCAAGAGGGCACUUUGCCUGUAUUUAAAAGGGCCAAGAGUAAAUGCCUUUUUUUGUUAAACAUGUCUAUAGAGUUGGCAGUUAAUGCUGAAAUUUGUCAAAUAGCCCUUCCAAAAUUAUACUUGUGAAAUAUACAAAAAAUAAACUGAUCUACCUAAUUUCUAUUGAUGUAA